This is a messenger RNA of Misgurnus anguillicaudatus (oriental weatherfish), 3429 nucleotides long. NCBI's taxonomy places the organism in Eukaryota, Metazoa, Chordata, Actinopteri, Cypriniformes, Cobitidae. The record is from RefSeq and is a predicted model, not a curated record.
CAUGGUUUUACUACACUAACCAUUGUUUUUUUGGUUUUAACUGUAGUAAAACCAUGGUUAAUUUUCGUAAGGGUGAAUGAAACAGAGACAGUUUAAACGUGAAUGUGUGUGCAUUAUAGUUUCAGUUUGCACGUAGCACUCAGCUAAUCAGAUUCGAGAACCACAAGAAACUGUUGUAUAAACUUUAUUAUUUGGUAUAAGUCUUGCCAGUUGCCAACUGUCAGGUGAUUUUUUUGUGACUGGCAUACACUUUAAGGACAAAAGGAAUGUGACAGCCCCUUCUAAUGAAGAGGAUUGACUACUUUAGUCAUUUCUGUGAAGGCAAAUCUUAAUGCUACAGUAUAUGAGAGUUUUGUGUUUCUAAUUUUAUGGAUUUUAUAAUUUCAAUAGUAUGGGCAGGACCCUUAUCUAUUUCAACAUGAUUAUGCCCAUGUGCACAAAGAAAGGUUAAAAAAAUUAAUGAUUAAAAACUUCACUGGUUUGCAUAUAAAGUCAACUAAACCAAGCUAAACAACUUUGGUAUGACAAACAUUCACCACCCAAACCCCCAUACAGUCAUUCCAGGGUAAAAUAAAGGCCGUAACAAAGAUUUUUUUUUAUAUGGUACUGCAUGGUAUAGCAUUACAUUUUAGUGGAAUAGAUAAUUAAUUAGGAAGUGUUUACAACUUUGUUGUGCAACUUCAGCCACAAAGAUUAUGCAAACUGUUUAAAUGAAGGUGAUAUACAGGCAUUGACUUUCAAGUAACCAUUUAUUUGGGGAAAACUGGGGUACCAGAAGCCCUUACACAAAGAGAAUGUAUUAUUUAAUAUAUUGCAUUUUAUUUUUCAGUAUAUUUCCACAUAUGUUUGUUUUGUUAUAUUGUUGUUGUUUAUUUUGUUUCAGAAUGGAAGACCUUCUUUGUUUUCUAAGGGAGAGGAAUAUCCCAGAGUCUACUAUACAGAGAAUGCAGGAGGACAAGAUUGAUCCAAGCGUCCUUCUGCUAAUGAAUGAUGACCAGAUGAAAAGCUAUUUGCCUUCCUAUGGAGACAGGCUGGCAGUGAUGGGAUAUUGUAGGAGGCAAGAAAGUGAACCCACUACUAGGAAGUCCAAGCUGUUCGAUCGCCUAAAAUCAAAAUUAAACAAAAGACAAAAAACAAAUAAUUCCGAAACAGAUCAGCAAACAACAAGAAAGAAGAAUGUUCCACCAACAAGAAAAGUGGAGAUUGGGUGGAUGCUCCACGACGGGGAAGGCUUUGUUCAAAUGAGAACCAAAAAAGGAGGUGGAACAAGGAAGUUGACUGUGCCAAGAGACUGGAAAAAACGAGAACUGACUGAGGAGGCAAUUCGUUUAUUUUUCCCAAAUGGAAAAAAUUCUCAAGGCAGCAUUUCUGAAUUUGAAGUGGAUCUAAUGAAUUAUCAGGAAAUGUCAUUAGAUGACAACAGUACAGUAGGGGAAAUGUAUGAUGCAUCAAAACUCACAAUGAUGAGGUUCUACCUCACAACAAAAAAAAUGAAGAGGGAAGCUGUUGUGGAAAUAUCAGAUUCAGACACAGUGGAGGAUGUAAAUGAUCAGGACCAGAGUCUCCCCUCUUCUUCUACUCUAAUAUUUCAGUCUUCAGAUGCCGUGGAUGUUAUUUUUGUGGAAAGUACUGGUUUAAACAGUUAUGAUGUGCCCCGCCUACAUUCCGGAGAGGAUCUAAAUGUUGCAUAUGAUGAUCUCAACGUUUCUUUACACAGUUCCACAACAGCUUUGCUAGAUGCAAGUGAUGAAGUGACAAUAUUAACUGGAGAAAUCACUGAGAUAGAUCAACAAAAUUUAGAAGACACUUUGCCUCUGAGCCCAGAAGCAUCAAUCCCACACAAAAGAAUUCUUGUGAUUCGACGGGGACAGAUAUUUUCUGAACUUAUUUCACACUUCUUUGAUGAAAGCCUUCCACACACACAGAGUGAAAUUGAAAUCAGGCUGCUUCUCCCAAAUGGGCAGUAUGAGAUGGGUCAUGACAUUGGUGGAGUUUUCAGAGAUUGCCUAUCAGAAUUCUGGCAUGAAUUUUAUGAACAGUGCACACUAGGCAACAGCUUUAAAGUACCUUUUCUUCGGCAUGAUUUUGGCCAGGAAAAGUGGGAGAGCAUUGGCCGAAUCAUAUACUUUGGCUGGAAGAAGGAAAAGUAUCUCCCAAUAAAACUUGCACCAGUAAUUAUGGAGCAAGCAAUACAGGGAUCUGUAAGAAGCGAUCUGAUUGUCAACUUUUUAAAGUACGUCUCAGAAAAUGAAUGUGCUGUUUUAGAAACCUGCAGAACAGACUUCUACAGUGUAGACCAGGAGGAAUUACUGGACGUCUUGGACAGCUACAGUUGCCGGACAGUUCCCACGGCAGAAAACAUUGAGCAAGUUUUGCAAGAACUGGCACACAAGAAACUAAUUCAAGAGCCUGCCUAUGUUCUCGAACAAUGGGCAAGCAUACUUAAGCCUUUGAGCAAGGAAUUUGAUGAAAUUGAAGCUGCAUAUGGGGAACUACAGCCAACUGUGAAGAAAAUUGUGAGAUCCCUGAAAUUCCCUGAAACAAUGAAUGCAUACCAAAAAGAAAUUUCAAAGCAUUUGACAAGAUACCUGCGGGAGUGUGACACAAAGAAACAGUCUUUGUUCCUGAGAUUCUGUACAGGCUCCGAUCUCUUUAUCGGCAAAACUAUAACUAUUGACUUCACAGACCUUAAAGGCUUUGAGAGAAGACCUGUGGCACAUACAUGUGGCUGUUUUUUGAUGCUUUCAGUGCACUAUGACAGCUAUCCUGAUUUUAGGUCAGAAAUGAACAAAAUUCUUGAGAGCAAUGUCUGGGUCAUGGACAUUAUUUAGAGGUUAAAUAACUGAAUAUCAUAAGGCCUGCAAAAACACUAUUUGCUUGUGUUCAUUGUUCUGUCAGUCAAUUUGUCAGUCAGGCUUUAAAUUGUAUUAACGUGUUCUAAAAUCAAGUGUUCUUUAUAUGGAUACAGUACAGUUUUGGGUUGCAUUGCUAGUGAACUUCGAUACUGUACUAACAAGUGAAUUGUUUACGGUGGUUUGUUUAAUUACCAUUUAAUAUUUUGUUAAAUACCUUGUGUUACGGUAUAUACAAAUACAACCUGCAUAUGUGGAACCAAUGUGAUGAGUGCACUUAAGAUGCAGUGGCCAAUACAAGUUGUGCAUUAAAUAAUGCACAAUAAAGUUUCAAGUCCUCCUGUCCUUUUUACCACACAUAUUUAUACUUGCAUGUUCAAAAUUUAAAUAUGCAUUUCGGUUUAAUCACCACUAGAAAAGCAGCACAAUUUGUUGAAUCUUGUUAUUCGAUGGCACUUCUAAAAUGGUAAAUGUCAUAUAUUGCAGUACUGUUGCACUGUAAAAAAUUCCGUAGAAAUUACAAUGUUAUUGCAGCUGGGUUGCCUGUAAUUUACAGUAGAUUUAAAUUUAUGUUAUU